Molecule: messenger RNA, 1539 nt
Organism: Gastrolobium bilobum
Lineage: Eukaryota; Viridiplantae; Streptophyta; Magnoliopsida; Fabales; Fabaceae
Exons: 1
Coding region: 62-1423 (453 amino acids)
Source: RefSeq, a predicted model, not a curated record
AGAAGGAACACCAUUAACCUUAACAAGAGUGAAUUCGACAAGAAGACAAGAGCAACCCACAAUGCUCGAGUUGGUGGUGUUGUACAAGAACCCAUUACUCCACACAUCACUAAUUCUCAUCCUCGCAUUCAUCUUGACCUUCUUCAAAAUCCCCAUCCUCUUCCUCUACGGUAUUCAAACCUACGUUCACCCUGAUUCCCAAUCCCAAAACAAUGGCGUAAGAGCUGCCAUUCGCCGCCCCGGUUCCAACCUCGACCUAAAGAAGAGGAACAAGUCAAAGGACAAGGUCGAUUUCGAUGAAAACAAUGCUCAGAUCUUCAGGCUCAGACUCGACCACGGCCACCUUCAAUCUCGUCUCUUUGUCAAUCACUAUUCCCUCGCUUUCACCCUCUCCUUUCUUGCCCUUUCUUCGAUCUUGCUUCACAAUUUCUUGGAUUCUUCCCAGAAUCAUGGGUUCUUCGCAAAUGGGGUUUUUGUUCCGGUUCUGCUAUCAAUUUCGAGUCUUUAUACGUGGGGGGUGGUGCUUGCUAGGGUCACGUUUGAGAGAUCGGCGUCCAGGAGGUCGGAGAAGCAAUUGAGUGUUGUUUUUGGGGCUUUGGGGCUUUUCUUAGGGCUUUUGCUUGUUCCUGAAGGUGCUUCCUCCGUUUUGGACUUCCAUUUUGUUGUUCCAAUUGAUGGGUUUUGGAGGGUUUUCAUUGCUGCAUUGAUGGGUUGUCUUGCGGGUUUUCUGUUUAUUCCUGCUGCAAGAAGUGCACGUUCCUUUUGGCUUGGAACCGAUCAGCUUCGUUGCAAUUUGUCAAUGAUAACGUGUGGAUGGUUUACCCGCUUGAUCCUUUAUGCAAAUCAAAUCUUUGUUAUGUUUGUGGCUUCUCUGUGGAUUACAUCGUUGGCUGAAAUUUUUGUAAACAAAAACUACAAUAACAGCGAGGGAGCUAGUGCAACAACGAGUGGAUUUGGUAAUGCAGAGAAAUUGGUUGGGAAUAUGGGGCUCCUGCCAUCUGAUUUUAGUAGCUUUAGGCGCUGGUGCUUGUUGGGGUCAAGUUUGUUGCAUAUUAUGGCGUUAAGGCCAAACCUGCAAAUGUAUCUGAAUGAAGCUUUGUUGUCUUGGUACCAAAGGCUUCAUGCUAGCAAGGUUCCUGACUUGGAUUAUAGUAGGGCUAAGAUGUUUCUGCAUAAUCACUACUUGUGCCUUGUGGUUUUGCAAUUUCUUGCCCCUCCUGUGCUGGUACUUCUCUUUCUUGGCUUAUCUCAGAUUGAUGGUCUGUCCUUUGGAAAUUUCGAAUUGUUAAGUAAUUUACUGCCUAGCUCUGCUUUCUUCGAGGAAGUUGCUUUGUUUUUGGCUUGGUGGGUAACCUUUCUGUGGGCAAUAUUCUCUUCGGUGUUCCUUAUGCUACAUCGCCAUUGUAUUUUAUAUGUUUCUUGAGCUUUUGUUUUCUUGAGGACGAUUCUAUUCGGCCUUUCAGUGAGUCUUUUAUUGUAAGUUGAAUACUUUUGUGGAAUUUUGAGAGGAGUGUUGGACUUAUAGCGUAAGUUUUGAAG